AUUACAAAUUAUCUAUCAAAACUUAUUGUCACUUGUCAAAUACACUAUCCAGCGAAGGAAUUAUCGAUUUUUUUUUCUAAAAAAACAACAUUAAACGUUAGUUCGUUGAUUUUAAGAAAGCUAUUUCUUGCACAUAAAACAUAUAAUGGGCAAAAAGGGUGCUCUCACAUUCGUCAAAGAUUUCUAUUACGAUCCUUUUAAGUGGUCACUAGUAAAGAGCGUCGGAAUAUUUGCAGUCGGCGUCGUGAUCGCGAGCGAGUGCUCGGGUUUCGAGAUAAUGCCCGCGCUUCCGCAAUAAAAAAAUAAAAUACAUUCUCAUAAGUUACAAAUAAGAAUAUAAACCACAUAAAAAUGUUAAAUUAUUUAUUGUUAUUUACGCUCUUCGGAGUUGGUAUUUGUCAACAAAAGAAGCCCAAUUUCGUUUUGAUUUUGACAGAUGAUCAAGAUGUAGUGUUGGGCGGAAUGACGCCCAUGAAGAACGUGCACCGAUUUAUUGCGAGUGAGGGCGUCACUUUCACUAAUUCGUACGUGACUUCACCGAUCUGCUGUCCGAGUCGCGCCAGCUUGCUAACCGGCCUGUACCAGCACAACCACCUGACUAUAGACAACAGUCUCCGCGGUGGAUGCAAUGGCCACUACUGGCGGCAGACCCUACAGAACCUUACCUUCGCUACAGUGCUUAAAGAUGCAGGGUACAAGACGUUCUACGCUGGGAAGUAUUUGAAUGCGUACGGCGCGGCGGAGGCAGGCGGGCCUGAAGCGAUCCCCCCGGGCUGGUCGGAGUGGCACGCGUUGGUCGGCAACUCCGUCUACUACAACUACACGAUCUCCAACAACGGUGUGCCGACGCACUCCACUGAGCUGUACCUGACUGAUGUUAUUCGGGAGUUAGGAGUGAGCUACAUAGAGAACCAGACGGAAUCCGAGCCGUUCCUGAUGGUCCUGGCGCCGCCCGCCCCGCACCAGCCCUUCACGCCCGCCCCGCGCCACGCCGGCAAGUACAGCAACGUUACUGCUGUCAGACAUCCCAACUUCAAUGUACCUGCUGAGGACAAGCACUGGCUCCUACGCAUGCCGCCGACCCCCCUCCCCGAGUCCAUGCUCCCCGAGCUGGACCGCGUGUACCGCUCGCGGUGGGAGAGCCUUCUGGCGGUAGACGAGAUGGUGGCCGAUAUUGUGGGGACACUGGAGGCUCGCGCGAUGUCGGAUAACACUUACGUUAUAUAUACGUCGGAUAAUGGAUAUCAUGUCGGUCAAUUCUCGCAAGUGUACGACAAACGCCAGCCUUACGAGUCCGACAUAAAGGUUCCCCUACUUGUAAAGGGUCCCGGUGUACCAGCCAACAGUACAAGCGCGCAGCCAGUUCUCAACAUAGACUUGGCCCCCACUAUCAUACAAUUAGCGGGGUUGGACCCGCCCUCACAUAUGGACGGAAGACCUAUUGUCAUGAGUGGGGAGGGAAAAACCGAAAGGUACAUGCUGAUUGAGUACCACGGUGAAGGAAGAACCGGUUCUGUGGACGACAAGUGUCCGUGGAAGUACGACGGAAAUAAAUUAGCUGAAUGCUACCCGCAAUACGACUGCAAGUGCCAGGACUCGCGCAACAACACGUACUCGUGCCUCCGAUACAUCGCCGAGAGGAUCAACACUAAGUACUGCGAGUUUGUUGAUCAUGAGAAUUUCAUAGAAUACUACGACCUGUCCCGCGACCCGUUCGAGUUGUGGAACAGUAUCGGGUCGGUGUUGCCGGCCGUGAGACACCGCGCGCGCCUGCUGCUGGCGCGCCUCGCGGCCUGCGCCGGCGCCAGCAGCUGCGACAACCCGCUCAGCUUGACUUAGCUCUAGGCUAAUACAUGUAUAGCAAAUA
This is a messenger RNA of Trichoplusia ni (cabbage looper), 1867 nucleotides long. RefSeq names its product N-acetylglucosamine-6-sulfatase-like. The transcript has 11 exons. Gene Ontology annotation, biological process: glycosaminoglycan metabolic process. The coding region runs from base 352 to 1839 and encodes 495 amino acids. Lineage: Eukaryota; Metazoa; Arthropoda; Insecta; Lepidoptera; Noctuidae. The record is from RefSeq and is a predicted model, not a curated record. Gene Ontology annotation, molecular function: glycosaminoglycan binding; N-acetylglucosamine-6-sulfatase activity.